AUGUCGAGCGACAGAAAUAUUGAGCUACAGACCAGGCUACAAGAACACUUGCUGAAAGUCAAUGUAUCUGAGGUCGACGAUUUAGAUACUAAAUUGAUUGAUGAUUUCAUCUCAAUUGCCACAAUUGAUAAAACCAUUCAUCAUGAUCAAAACCAAAUCAAAGAUCUUUUACUCGCAAUCAUUGAUAUCCUACAUAAUAACUCAUUGGAUAUUGAUUACAAUAAAGUUAUUGGGCUAUUAGAUGCGGUUUUAAUAGGACUUGAUUUUGAAACAGUCAUAGAUUUGUUCAAAUUGGAUUUGAUAGUGGAGGCGCUUCACUCUCCAAACGAAAACCUUCAAAUAUUAGCAAUGAAAGUAUCAGCCAAAGCCAGUCCCCCAGAUAUAUUAUCUAAUACUGAAAUAAUUCCAAAAGCUGUUGAGCUGCUUUCAAUUAAAGAUAGUUCUAUCAAGUUGGUGAACGAAAUUGAGAAAUCAAUUGGAACCUUAGUUUCGGGUGAGCUCAUUAGAAGAAGACUUUUAAGUGGUAAUGUUGAAUCGAAAUUGCUUGGUAUAAAGGAAAGUAAUGAUACAACUGUCAAGAGUAGAUUAUUGGACUUAUUGAUCCACGUUUUACCUUUAGUCAAAGAACAAGAAAUCAAUCCAAUUUUAUACAAGUUUACAAAAUUCACUGAAGAUAAUGAUAUCUUAUACACAUUGAAUCUCAUCAGAUUUUAUACUGAGAUUUUGGACAUUGUGGACUCAUCACUGGAAAAAUACUGGCUUUUAGUUAAUAUUGAAGAUCAAAUUAACAUUAUUGGUAAAUUAUAUGCUGAAAGAUCAACAAACUCUGAUAUUGAGUAUUUUGCCGUCACUGAACUAUCACUAUUCUUCAAGAAACUUUCAUUGAUUUCACCAAGCUUAUUUGAAACAUUGGAUAAUAAAUUUGUCAAGAUUGGGAAAAAUGAUCACUUUUUAUUGGCAACUUUAAAUGCGUCAUAUCUUGGUUCAAAGCAUCAAUCAAUUUUGAAACAAUUACCAUUGAAUAUCAACAAUAUAUCUAUAUUCAGAAAUCUGAUUUCUGAUCCAACUUCUUUCAAUUCUGUCAAGGAUGAGAUUACCACAAAUAAACUACUCAAACUUCCAUAUGUUGAGCUUUUUGCAAUCUUAUCCAAAUUGGCACAAUAUAAUUAUAGUGCAAAAUUACUUCUUCAAGAAUUACCGCAGGUAAUGAACAAAGUUAUAGAAGGUAGAAAUGUCAGUGAGCCUGAAAGCUAUGAGCUUCGAAAAUUAACUAUUGAAAAUUUACUCCAACAAUCUGAUGAGGAUUUAGAAAUUUGGAAAUCGCCUCUUCAAAGAGAAUAUUAUACAAUAACACAUGGUCAUCCAUUGCAAAGUCAAGCACUUGUACAAGAUACACAACUAUAA
Hansenula ciferrii is the source of this 1404-nucleotide messenger RNA. It is a transcript of the gene HSM3, whose product is annotated as Hsm3p. Lineage: Eukaryota; Fungi; Ascomycota; Saccharomycetes; Phaffomycetales; Wickerhamomycetaceae. The record is from RefSeq and is a predicted model, not a curated record. Bases 1 to 1404 code for a protein of 467 amino acids. The transcript has a single exon.